This is a messenger RNA of Lachnellula hyalina, 873 nucleotides long. RefSeq names its product Cystinosin-like protein. The transcript is spliced from 2 exons. Gene Ontology annotation, biological process: L-cystine transport. Bases 1 to 873 code for a protein of 290 amino acids. Gene Ontology annotation, cellular component: fungal-type vacuole; vacuolar membrane. Gene Ontology annotation, molecular function: L-cystine transmembrane transporter activity. NCBI's taxonomy places the organism in Eukaryota, Fungi, Ascomycota, Leotiomycetes, Helotiales, Lachnaceae. The record is from RefSeq and is a predicted model, not a curated record.
AUGGCAGCCUCUUUUUUCCUUCUCGUAUCCUCCAUCUUCGGAUGGGUCUAUACCAUCUGCUGGUCACUGUCCUUCUACCCACAACCGAUCCUCAACUUCCGCCGUCGGUCCACCACAGGCACAACGGUCGACUUCCCCGCCAUAAACGUCGUCGGCUUCCUCGCAUACUUCAUCUCGAACACGGCCUUCCUAUACUCGCCGCAGAUCCGCAACCAGUAUGCCGAGAGACAUCAUGGACUGACGCCCACGGUGCAGAUCAACGAUCUGGCGUUCGCCGCGCAUGCGCUUCUGACGUGCUUGAUCACCAUCUCGCAGUUCGUGCCGGGGCUGUGGGGGUUUGACAGGAAGGGGAGGACGGGUCCGGGGGCCAGGCUUAGCACUGGGAUCAAGGGCAUCAUUGUAGGGAGCUUUCUCGGUGUGGGUAUUGUGGCUAUCAUUGUAGCCGCGAGGCAUGAUCCGGAUCCGAAGACUGGAUGGGCGGUGAUUGAUAUGAUCUACGCCGUAUCUUACGUGAAACUCAUCAUCACGCUCGUCAAGUAUAUGCCUCAAGUCCUGACGAAUUACCACAACAAGUCCACGCACGGCUGGUCGAUAUAUCAGAUUCUUCUCGACUUUGUUGGCGGAAUACUCUCCAUCUGGCAGCUUGGCAUAGAUAGCUAUCUGCAGGGAGACUGGUCGGGUGUGACGGGAAAUCCGGUCAAGUUAGCGUUGGGAAAUAUCAGUGUAUUCUUCGAUAUUAUCUUCAUUAUACAGCAUUACUGUGUGUAUAGAGGGAAUAGGGGUACGGCGUUCUCGGAGGAUGAAGAGAGACCUCUACUUAAUGGGGAAGCAAAUGGAGAAGCAAGUGGGGAACGAUCGAAUGGGAAUUCCUAA